Messenger RNA from Drosophila sulfurigaster albostrigata, 438 nucleotides. Its product is annotated as serine protease 3-like. The coding region runs from base 1 to 438 and encodes 145 amino acids. Lineage: Eukaryota; Metazoa; Arthropoda; Insecta; Diptera; Drosophilidae. Gene Ontology annotation, molecular function: serine-type endopeptidase activity. Gene Ontology annotation, biological process: proteolysis. The record is from RefSeq and is a predicted model, not a curated record. The transcript has a single exon.
AUGCACAACGACAUCGCACUUGUCCGUAUUCCAUAUGUUAAAUACAACAAAAACCUUCAUCCCGUUAAGCUACCGAAGAUCCAAUCACACUAUCGAACCUACGCUGGUUCUGAGGCUAUCUUUACAGGGUGGGGACCUACCACGAAUACUUCCACCACUGAACCCGAGAUACUUCGGUACGCUAAAGUAAAAGUCAUGAAGAACGUAGAAUGCAGGGCUAAAGCUUACAACUUCAUUGGCUUUGAGCAAAUCUGUGCUUCGGCCGCCUCUGGUGCAUCGCCGUGGGACGGUGACGGUGGUGACCCAUUGGUGGAGUUGCCAGGCUUCAGUCAGAUUGGUAUUACGUCCUUUGUAAUAAAAAAGCAAGGUAUUGCUGGCUUCACCCGAGUAACUAGUUACCUCGGCUGGAUCAAGGAACAUACCGGUCUUCCUUUGUAA